Molecule: messenger RNA, 327 nt
Organism: Macrosiphum euphorbiae (potato aphid)
Lineage: Eukaryota; Metazoa; Arthropoda; Insecta; Hemiptera; Aphididae
Source: the annotation of a GenBank genome assembly
AUGUUGGGCUAUCGAAGUGAUAGGGGAGUAACAUUGGUUGUUUUAAUUGGUAUCGAUGGCAAUCGUAAGGAACACAGGAUAUACAUGUACAGCUCGCCAAAACAUUUUGAGACAAAGGACAAUUCACGAAUUGGUUUUAAUACUGAAAGUAAGUCUAUGAUGUUGUAUAUUUGUAUGAACUGCGUGUUUACCGAGUGGAUUGAAAAUCAGUUAAUCGAAUUCGUCGAGCAACUCCCGAAUAUGUUCAAAACAUUAAAUGUAGACAAGAAUCAAAAUUAUUGUAUUCUGGACCACGGUGAUUCAAAAAAAUAUAUCGAAGAUAUGUAG